Molecule: messenger RNA, 1284 nt
Organism: Enterobius vermicularis (human pinworm)
Lineage: Eukaryota; Metazoa; Nematoda; Chromadorea; Rhabditida; Oxyuridae
Source: the annotation of a GenBank genome assembly
AUGAUUGAUAGUGGUGAGAUGGAAUUUAUUAACUGUUACAUCAUGGAGAUACGUUUUUACAGCCCGCCAUGUCCAAACGGAAAACUUGCAGCUCAAGUUCGUUUUGUACAUUGUUCUAUGCGAAAUGCUUUUGGGCUGCGUGUUUUGUACCUGUUUUUCAACAUUCCAUUCCUUUUUUUACAGCGUGAAACCCUGUUGCGUCAACUUGAAACAAACAAGGACGAAAUUCAAUUAAGCUAUGAGGAACUUGAUCUUUUUGAAGAAACUCGAGAAGCAAAUUAUGACUUAUUUCUUGAAGAACUCGUGGCUAGACGUAGGUUGGCUGCUGAAAAACAUUCUGCAACUUAUGGUAGAAAUAGCAUUGGAACUAUUUCCACUCCAAUGGGUAGAGGACAGCCAAUUCCGGUUUCUCCGAACGAUAGCGUAUUCAGGAAAGCAGAGUUUUUGCCUCCCGCGAAGCCUCAAACUCUUGCAGUAGGUUCUGAAGUACGCCAUUCUGAUGCUCCACCUAGUUCGAUUCCACCAAGCAACUCACCAGCGGUUGAAAAUGAAAGGCAUGAAGUAUCAAAGGAGCCUUUGAAUAACAGAUGCCCAUCUCUCAGUAGUGACAGUGAACCAAAUGUAAUGGUCACUCUAGAAGAGGAGGAUUUUGUUCCAGUCGCGUAUCCACCUCCCACUUUAUCCAUGGAAAAAUAUAAACGAACUGUAGUCGAGCUUGACGUAGACAAAAAAAAGACUAAAGAUGAAGGAGAUUCCGGUAAUCGAGCAGCGGAUAUAGAUACUAGGCCGUCAUCGACGUCUAGUGUGAAACAGGAAUUGAAACUCUCUUCAGGGACCACUCAGGUGUCUCCAACUCCACCACUUCCAGAAUCCUCUUCAAGUAACUUGCUUGAUUUUACAGCUGAGGAUUUCGAAAAGUGGUUGGAUAGUACACCAGAUUCGCCAGUUAAGGCAUCUCAACGAAAGGACACGGAAGGCGUAUCUUCAUUUGCUGAAGUUGGUAAUCCAGGAUUAUCGGCUGCAGGUGAUUUUGGGAUGUCCCCUGAGUCGCCCUCCGUCGAGACGCUAAAUAAUAAGAUGGAUUCAUUGAGGGUUGAGGACACUUCGGUGUCAUCCUCUUUUGGGUCUUGCGAAUUCCAGGAGAAAGGAAGGACUAAAAAAGUGAAGAAGAAGGGAACAGGCGGUGGAACUUCAAGUUCUAAAAAAAACAAAAAGAAGACUAAAACAACACCGUCAAGCUCUGUUGAAGAUCAUAAAGAUCAAAGCUUGUACGACGAGCUUUAA